AUGCUGCCCGACCAGCCCGCUCAGAAGCUCAGCCGCGGCGAGGCUCUACUCGCUAGGCUCCGUUCUCUUGUCGACAACGACCCUGUCGCCACGACUGAGGCUGGGCGCCAGCCGAACGCCCGCUAUGCCACCACCCCCGCCGACAAGUUCUGUGCCACCCACUUCGGCGAGCUCUACGAGCCAACCCCCACCGACGCUCCCAAGGGCGCCCCUGUCUCCCAGGGUGUCAGCGCGCCCGAGGUUCGCCACCCGCUGGACCAGGACUGGGACGCAGCCUACAAGUUCAUGGACUGGGACGAGCGCCAGAUCGCCAAGUUCAAGGAGUUCAUGACCCUCCGCUUUGGACUUUCUCACCUGCCGAGCCAGCCUCUGGACGCUGUCACGCCAACCAACAACAUUGCCAAGGAACGCCUGGCCACGCGCCAGCCCAGCAGCGGCCCUCCCAAUAGCACUGCUAUUCCCAGCGACACCAAUGCGAACGUGAAGAAGGAUGCCAACCCCCUCGUCGGUGAUCUCCUUCGUGCCAUGCAGCAGACGGUUCCAUCGACUCGCAGUCACCUUCUCAACGCUAAGGCUGCUGCCCCGGUCACCGCUUCUGCCUCGGCGAGCGCCUCCGCUCCCGUUCAAGCCCACGACCACACCCACCCCGACUUUACGCUGCCGUCGUGGGUUAAUGGCCCACCUGCCCACAACCCCAACCCGUGCAGUUUGCCUGGCUGCACCUGCCCGGCCCCACCGCCUGGCUUUGACUACGCUGCCCACCAGCCUCAGUUUGCCACCAGCGUCAACGGUCGUGUCGACACUCGUGGCGGCACCAUCCCAGUCCCCACCUACGCACCGCCUACCAGCUACGCUCCGCCUACCAGCCACAGCACCCCUUACAUGGACCCUUCCGGCGUACUCUUCCGUACGGGUGACGACCGCGCUCGUGACGCCGACGCCAACCGCCCCGAGCGUGGGCCGUACUACUACAAGCCCCCCAUGAAGGUCGUGCGUGGUGAGGGAGGCGCCGACACGGUCGCUCCUAGUGGACUCCCUGCCCGUUAUGAGUACCCCCAGGCGGGUGUCCAUGGCAGUAUUGCCGUCGACCCCUUCACGCAUGGUUCAACCAAGAAGCCGGCCACAGGUGACACUGCCAGCUACUUAGCCACACUUGCCCAGCUUGGCUACGGACCUCUCACCUACAACCCCUACAACCCCUACAACCCCUACAACCCCUACAACCCCUACAACCCCUACAACCCCUACAACGCCCCCUUGGGCGACUUCUCGUAUCCCAGCCGCCACUUCUCGGCACCUCGCCCGAGUGGCAGCUCCGACCCCCACGUCGCGGACCGCGUCUCCACCAUGCCCCCCGGCGGCAGCAACGUCCACAGCACGCAGUCCACUCCCCAGGGCCACCCUACCAACUGCUCGUCGGCUGAGUGCUGCCCCCAGAACCAGCCCCGCCACCUCCCGAGCGGAGUGUACAACCACACGCCUGUCACCACCGCCCAGGACGUCAACGCAAGCCGCGUCAUGACGGCUCCUCCCAGCAUCCAGAGGAACACGGUCGCCGACAUGGUUGCUGCCCACCGCGCCAAGUCCGCCUCCAUCUACCGCCCGCCUCACCACCGCCGCGCGCAGUCCACCCUCAGCACGCCAGCGAACGGCGAGUCUUCUGGCAGCCAGUCGGGUGGUGCCACCCAGAACGUCCCGAGCAGCUUUAACGCCAACAUUGGCGAUCAGGACUCGCGCGUCCCACCCCAGGGCAAGGCCUUCUUCGUUCGUGGCCCUCGCAAGACGGCUGAGGUCGCGGCUCACUGCGCGAAGGAGAUGAACAAGCUUGAGAUGAGCAUCAUCGGAGGCGCUGUCAAGUCGACGACGACUGGUGAGGAGGUCAACAAGGCCAACCUUACCGCGCACAAGGGUGCAGCCCCCACCGACGGCGUCGCCCGCCCUCCUCGUCCCGAGGCGCCGGUCUCGUCUCUCGACGCUUCCACCAAGCCAUCGUCCUCGGCCCCGGCUCGCAAGACUGCCCGCAUCGUCGUGCCUGAUUGCACGACGCUCACGCCUGCCUUCCAGAAGCGUCUUGACGAGGUUCUUGCACGUGCGCCGGCCAUUCGUGCCAGGAAGCCUACAUCAGAGGUCAAGGUCUUUAACGCUGGCUCCGCCGCUGUUGUCAACAGCCCGGACAGCGUUGACGCCGCCUCCACCGAGGCUCAGGUUACCCCUGUCCUCCCGUCGUUUGAGGAAGCCUACAGCGCCCUCGUUUCCGCCCUCCCUCCCUUCAAGAUCGAGGACCAGAUCCUUGCCACCGGCGAUCACACCGACCCAGUCGUUCGCGGCGCGACGUCUGAGAUCAAGACGCACGCCGCCUCCAAGGAGUCGACUACAGACUCCUCCCCCCAGCCCUCAUCUUCGACCCAGCCUCACCUGUCCGACGCUGAGCAGCAGGAGCUCGCUGCAGCCCUUGAGGAGGGGCUCCACCUCGAGCAGUCGCGCAAGUGCUCCGUGAACGGUCUUGGCCUCGACAUGUCAACCUCGACGCCCUCUGAGACAGCGGACGUCGCGGCCGCCGCCGACCCUGCCCUUCCUGUCAACGACAAGGGUAAGGGCAAGAUGGCCGCCAAGGUCGAGGACGCCUCGUGGGAGGACGAGUACGACGACUGUGGCGAGUACUACGAGGCGUGUGGCUUCGUCCUCAUCUAG
Vanrija pseudolonga is the source of this 2691-nucleotide messenger RNA. RefSeq lists its product as uncharacterized. Lineage: Eukaryota; Fungi; Basidiomycota; Tremellomycetes; Trichosporonales; Trichosporonaceae. The transcript is spliced from 2 exons. Bases 1 to 2691 code for a protein of 896 amino acids. The record is from RefSeq and is a predicted model, not a curated record.